AAGGAGGAACAGUUAGAGGAGCCGGGGUGAAUUUUGGGCAGCUGCACCCAUUUUGGACAGAUUGGAGAAAGACAGAAGCUGUUCAACAUGUGGAAAAAAAUAAUCUUUUAAAUAGUUUAAUUUUAAAUUAUUUUAGAUUCAUUUUAAGCAUUUAUUUAUUUAUUCCAAUUUUUUUUUUUUUUGCUUUUAGGUGUGUGUCCUGUGUUUUUUACUUUUAAACAUUUUAGUUAUUUUUUUAGGUGAAAUAGUAAAUGAUGGAGCUAGAGCAUUUAGGAGGUGGGGGGGUUAAAACUGAGAGGGGUGUCGGUCGUCUCUACAAGAUCGCUCUGGCCAUGUGUGUGUGCCUCUGCGCCGCUCUUCUGCUUGGUCUCAUACUGGUGUCCCAGAGAUCCAGUAAAGCGGAGUUUUGCCUUUCGCCAGAAUGUAUUGAAGCAGCGGGGUCCAUAUUGAGUAAACUAGACCGAACUGUCAACCCCUGCGAAGACUUCUACACGUUUUCUUGUGGCGGUUGGCUGAAGGAGAAUCCGAUUCCUGAAGAUUCGUCUUCACAUGGCAUCUACCCGUGGCUGAGGCAGCAUGUAGACAUAAAACUCAAAGAGUUGUUAGAGGCUCCUUCCCAUGCUAAAGAACUGGAGGCUGUGACCAAAGCUAAGAUCCUGUAUCGCUCCUGUAUGAAUGAAAGCAUACUGGAAGAAGUGGACACCAGACCGAUGCUAAAAAUGCUCCGACAGCCUGAGUUUCGGUGGCCUGUGGUGGGGGAUGGGCUUGGCGGCCAGUACCAGUGGUCUCAGAGUCAGUGGAGUCUCCUGAAGACGCUGGCAGAGAUGAGGAACCAACACAGCAAGAGUGUCCUGAUACGUCUGUACGUCUCCCCUGAUGACAAAAACUCCUCGUACUACAUAAUCAAGCUCGAUCAGGCUUCGUUGUCUCUUUCUUCAAGAGAAGACUACACCACCAACACUUCCUCUGCUCUGGAGAACCGAGCUGCAUUGCUGAGUCUGAUGGUGGACGUGGCUGUCAUGUUGGGAGCCCCGAGAGAAGCAGCACAGGCCCAGAUGGAAAAAGCCCUUGAAUUUGAGUCCAAAAUUGCUCAUAUUCUGAUUCCCUAUGAAAACCGCACCAGUGAGAACAUGUACAACAAAUACACGCUUUCUCGGUUGCAGCGCUCCAUGCCACAGUUCGAUUGGCUUGGGUUUGUGAAAGCCGUGGUGGAGUCUAAGGAUGAUCCAAGUUUGUCUAUUUCUUCCUCUGAGCCUGUUAUCGUCAGAACCCCCAAAUAUUUUAAAGAACUCAUGAAGCUUAUCGACAGCACAGAUUCCAGGACGAUAGCCAACUACAUCCAGUGGAGGACAGUUUUUUCUAAGAUCACCACUCUGAGUCGUCGUUUCCUCUACAGAUACCUCGACUUUGCUCGGGUCAUAUCAGGAACUACCUCACUGACUCCACGCUGGGAUAAAUGUGUGAACUACGUGGAGAACUCCCUGGUUUAUGCCACAGGGCGCCUUUUCGUCGACGCGCACUUCCAGGAGGACAAGAAGCACAUGAUGGAAGAGCUUAUUGAGGGGAUUCGGUGGGCAUUCAUCGACAUGUUGGAGAAGGAAAAUGACUGGAUGGAUGAACAAACAAAACAGAGAGCCGUUGAAAAGGCUCACGCAGUACUGGCUAAGGUUGGCUACCCAGAGUUUAUUUUGAAUGAUACCUACCUCUCAGAAGAUAUAAAAGAGCUAGAGUUCAAUGAAAAGGAUUAUUAUGGUAACGUGAUGCAGACUCUGAAAAUGAUCGCCAAAUCUGACGUCUCCUGGCUUCGAAAAAGUGUCCCACGAACAGAAUGGUUUACAAACCCAACCACCGUGAAUGCCUUCUACAGUUCCUCCACAAAUCAAAUCAGAUUCCCAGCUGGAGAGCUUCAAAAGCCCUUUUUCUGGGGAAAAGAGUAUCCAAGAUCAUUAAGUUACGGUGCCAUUGGGGUGAUAGUUGGACAUGAGCUAACUCACGGUUUCGACAACAAUGGUCGCAAAUAUGACAAAAAUGGUAACCUGGACCAGUGGUGGAGUGAAUCAUCUGUAACUGCCUUUAACGAGAAGACUCAGUGUAUGAUUGAUCAAUAUAAUGACUAUUACUGGGAGGAAGCCGGUCUCAAUGUGCGUGGUAAGAGGACCUUGGCAGAAAAUAUUGCAGACAAUGGGGGAGUAAGAGAGGCUUUCAGGGCCUACAGGCGGUGGGUGGACAACAGCAGAGGCGGCGUGGAGGAGCCUCUGCUGCCAGGAGUUGAUCUGAAUAACAAUCAACUGUUCUUCUUGAGCUAUGCACACGUUAGAUGUAACUCCUACAGACCAGAAGCAGCCAGAGAGCAGAUCCAGAGUGGAGCUCACAGUCCUCCUAAAUACAGAGUCAUCGGAGCGAUGAGCAACUACGAGGAGUUUCGAAAAACGUUCAACUGUCCCCAGUCGUCGGCCAUGAACCGAGGAGCUCAGUCCUGCCGUGUAUGGUGACCUCUGACCUCAGUCUGAAGCCCAGAACCACGAUCCAGCUGUCAUCUUAAAAGGGUGGUAAUAUUUGAGACCAUUGCCGAAAAAGUUUUUAACAAUGAGGGGAACAGCAAGAAAGUAAGUUGAUUGUUCAGCUGAAAAAAAUAAACUUGUUUAAUACAUGGAUGUUUGAGGUGCAAAUGGACAUAUUUUGGUACUGAAGCCAUUUUCUAACGUGAUAGUUUUUAUGUCUAAUAAAAGAAUGCAUCAAUCAUUAAAGGACAACAAUUUAGGUAUCCUACCAAAAAAUAUUUACAAAAAGUUUAAUAUUAUUAUUGUUUAAAAAAAAAAACUAUAUGUAGAUGUAAAUAUACAAUGUUAGCUUUUUUAAUUAAAAUGCAUAUUCUGGUUAUAACUGGAGGAGGAGGCUUAUGUUAAAUGACUAUAAACACUGUUAACCAAAAUUACUUUAUGUUUGAGCCUUAUUUUUUUUUCUGUACAUUUUAAUGUUUAAAAUCAACACUGAAACAAGAAAAAAAAAAAACACUUGCUAGAUUGUUUUUGAAAUUUAAAACUGUCCGAAAGCAGGUAAAUGUUUUAUAUAUUAAGGGAAAAGUUUUUGGAGUUAAGGUUUUACGUUUUAUCACUGUUUCUGUUCAUUGUAUUGUGUCAAGAAACAAUAUUUAUGUUGAUAUUUUGAGGAUUUCAAGUUCUGUGGUUCUUUAAAAUUCGGUGCAUGAACCGAGUAAAUGGGAUCAGCUUAACUAUCAGCAGCUCUUUUUAAACAAUAUCUAAAAUGUAACAUUAGAAAAAUGCAUUUGUAUUAAAAAGUAAUUAAGUCAAAGAAUUUCAAUCUAGAAAUGCUUAUCUUAUUAGAAAAAAAGGUGAUAUUAAACAUUUCUUUAUUUUUUUUUGUUUGAAUUUGGACACAUCUCUAGAUUAAUCACUAGCUAAGCAUGUGUGUAACAAUAAUAAAUGACCCCAUGGCGGUCUUGUGUUAAAUAUCUUCGGUUAAAAUAAGAUGAAAACUCGAAUGCGCUAAUUUUACAUCUUUCACAAACUAUUCUAAAUGUUUUUUGAGGGGAAAAAGACACGCUUUACACCAUAAAAUAGUUUGAUUGAAAAACCAAAAAAAGGUUGGUUUGGAUGUACAGGGCGAUUCAUUUAAAUAUUAAGUGUUAUGUUUAUCAUCAUUAUUAUCUGUUGUUAUUUUUUGAAAACUGUCAUAUUUCUGUAACUUACUGUGAAGAAUUGUGUUUCUGCGAUGUAAGUUUAUGUAAGGAUUUCACGUAUCAGCGUUUAUUCUUCUUUUGGGUUUAAAAUAAAACUCUGGGACACCAUGGUGCGUCCUGUACAUUACCAUUACUAAUGAUUAAACUCUCAUCUGAGAUCAAAGUGACAGACAGGGCACAGAUAAACCUGAUGGAUGGACAACAAGAGCUCAUCCCUGCAUUGAUUUCUUUUCUUCUUUUUUUUUCUACAUAUAUAUUUUUUUUGCCCUUCUGGGUUUGCUUUUACAUCACACAUCCAUUCUCAUUCAUUUAUAUCAACAGUUGCCAUGGAAACCUGGUCUUUAGCCUGAUGCAGAGUGUUUGUGGCUAUUGGUUGAGCUUACAGUAUCCAGCAGGGGCGUUACAAUAAUGACUUGUAUUUGUGGCACAACCAGCAGUAGCCUCAUCAGUUUAGACCCAAUUAGGAAAAGCAAUGCAGCGGUCCCAUCUGUUAUUGUGGGAGCCAAUCUCAAUGGGGAGUUAGGGUGAUUAAAGGUUUGUGGGUGUGUGUGUGUGUGUGGGGGGGGUGAUAGGGUACGAUAAUGACUAGGGCGGAUGACUGCAGCAUCUAACCUGUGUCGGCCAUACAUUCAUCAACACUGGCUCUAUUGAUCGCUGAUAAGGGACGGAUGAAACUGUUGCUCACAUUUUUCUUUCAUCCAAGCUCUGUCCUCCCAUGUAACAAAAUGCUUUUAGAGUGUUUUAGAGUGUUUAGGUUUUAAAAUUGUAGACUUAUUGAUAAUGAUCUAUAAAUAAGAAUAUAGAGGAACAAGCUACAUCUAUGAGAUAAUUUAAUAAACCAUGCAGUAAAUGUUUUUAAUGUUUUAUCACGCUACAACCAAAAUCUUUAAUGUAUUGUAUUGCUGUUUAACUUGAUAGAUGAACGCAAAGUAAUAAAUAUUUUUCAUGUGGAAGGAAAAUCGUACAUGGUUUAACAAAAUAAAAAAUAAAUAAAAAA
Molecule: messenger RNA, 4697 nt
Organism: Cyprinodon tularosa
Lineage: Eukaryota; Metazoa; Chordata; Actinopteri; Cyprinodontiformes; Cyprinodontidae
Gene: phex
Product: phosphate regulating endopeptidase homolog, X-linked
Exons: 22
Coding region: 252-2492 (746 amino acids)
Biological process (GO): protein processing
Cellular component (GO): plasma membrane
Molecular function (GO): metalloendopeptidase activity
Source: RefSeq, a predicted model, not a curated record